ACUGAGCAUGCGUAAAUAAAGUGACGUCACCUACCAAGCUACUCGACGCAUGCGUGUUUGGUGACAACUUUCAACAUGGCUCCAGUCAAGAAACGUGCGAGGACUGAUUUGGACGACAAAAAGUGCUUUUCUGAAUUACAGAAAAAAGCUGAUCAAUUCUUAACCGAUCGUAGCUUUUCUAAUAAUCUUUUGGAUAUUAUUUCUUUAUGUAUGUCUGUUGAAGAAGAAGAAGUUAUCGAAGCACAAAAGACAUUGGAAAAAAUUUUUGUAAUCCUUUUAAACAAAAAUGAAUUAUAUAUGCAAGAUUUAGAAAACAAUGAAGUUUUAGAAACUGAAAAAGUAUAUAAAUCUUGGUUACAGGAAUGUUAUGCAGAUGCUAAAAAACAGUUAAUUGAAAAUUUGGAUGCAUCUUACAAUAUUCAGGAAUGUGCAUUAAGUGUUUUAAUGAAUCUUGUUAAAGAAGAAGGAUUGAAUGUCCUGAAAAAUUCCAAAAAAGAUUAUUUUUCCCUUGAAUUAUUAACGGAAAUUAUACAAAAGCUUCUUAGUGAAGAAAAAGAACAAAAAUUGAUCAUCAUUCAGUUAACAAAAUUUUUCAAAUAUGAAGAUAUAAAAUGUAAUGUACUAAAAUCUAUAGUAAAAAUACUGAAGGAUAAUAAUAAACAGGAAAGCAAUUCCGUAUUUUUAGAGAAUAUUUAUACAAUAAUUUCAAAAAUUCAUUUAAAUUCACCAAAGAAAGAAGGGAAACAAAAUAAAGAUGAUGAUCAGAAUAGAAAACUUUUUAUAAAUUCAGAUAAUGAAAAUAAUAUAUCAAUAGAUUUUCAAUAUAUGAAGAGAAUGUUUACAUCUAUAUGGUUAGAAUUUUUAAAAUUUCAAUUUCAGUUAACUCCAAAAUUGUAUAAAAAAGUUUUGAUGAUUUUAGAUCGAAACGUCAUUUCUGAUUUUACAAAUCCUCUUCUUCUAACUGAUUUUCUAACUAAAGCAUAUAAUGCUGGUGGUUCUACCAGUCUUUUAGCUUUAAAUGGAAUAUUUACUCUAAUACAGAAUUACAAUUUAGAAUAUCCAGAUUUUUACAAGAAACUCUAUGCAUUAUUUGAUGCUUCUGUUUUCUAUUCGCAGUACAAAGCAAAUUUUUUCUUUCUUGCUGAUGUAUUCUUAAGUUCAACUCACAUUCCUGAAUAUCUGGUUGCUGCAUUUAUAAAACGUUUAUCAAGAUUAUGCUUGAUAAUACCUGUUUCUUCAUUAUUUGUAGUCAUACCUUUUAUUCGUAAUCUUUUGAUUCGUCACCAAUUACAGGUUUUAAUCAAUAAUCCAAGUGAUGUGGAAAUUACUGAUGAUCCUUACAUUAUGGAUGAACCUGAUCCUCUAAAAUGUAGAGCAUUAGAAAGCUCAUUAUGGGAAAUUAAAACACUUCAGUCUCAUUGGCACCCAGAAGUUGCUAUUAAAGCCAGGUUUAUAAAUAAACCUCUUCCAAAAAUGGAAAGUGAUUUAUCAGAAUUUUAUGAACUAGAUUCACAUGAGUUGUUUGAGAAAGAAAUAAGUAAAGAAUUCAGUGAUGUUCCCUUAAAUUUUGAAAAACCACUUGGACUAUUCAAAGGGACAGAAGUUUUUAUGUUUUGAGUAACUUAUUUGUUGAAUUAUUUAUAUAAAUUUUAUACAAAACUGUUAAAAAAUAAAAAUAUUUUGAAAAUGCAUUGUUAAUAAUGUAUCACUGGAUGUAGUGGAUUUAUGAACAAUACCACGUAGAUAUACAGAUGACGGGGCAGUUUGAAAAAUUAGCGAUAUGUAUCAAAUUACUAAAUUAGCUAUUGAAAAUAAUAGGAACAAAGAUGGCUAUUUUCGAAAUUUUGGAUUGGCAAGAAUAUUUAAAAAAUUCACCGAUGUUUGAAUGUAUUUGUAAGGGUUUGCUUUGACAUUAGUGAAAUUUUAUUUUUUGUGCUUUGUAUGGAUACGAAGUUAAGUGUUUUAGUAAGUUUGCAGAUGUGAAUGAUGAUGAUGGGGUCAUAACAGAGCUAUAGAUCAUGCCCAUAGGAACAAAAAGUCUAAAGGAACUAUACCUUCACGUGAUAUAGUCCUCCGAAAUUAGCCUACUUUCGGGAGUCA
Molecule: messenger RNA, 2100 nt
Organism: Centruroides sculpturatus (bark scorpion)
Lineage: Eukaryota; Metazoa; Arthropoda; Arachnida; Scorpiones; Buthidae
Product: nucleolar complex protein 4 homolog B-like
Exons: 14
Coding region: 76-1617 (513 amino acids)
Biological process (GO): ribosome biogenesis
Cellular component (GO): nucleolus; Noc4p-Nop14p complex; small-subunit processome
Source: RefSeq, a predicted model, not a curated record